This is a messenger RNA of Corvus hawaiiensis (hawaiian crow), 4916 nucleotides long. RefSeq names its product potassium inwardly rectifying channel subfamily J member 1 (gene KCNJ1). NCBI's taxonomy places the organism in Eukaryota, Metazoa, Chordata, Aves, Passeriformes, Corvidae. The transcript has 3 exons. Gene Ontology annotation, molecular function: ATP-activated inward rectifier potassium channel activity. Bases 179 to 1294 code for a protein of 371 amino acids. The record is from RefSeq and is a predicted model, not a curated record. Gene Ontology annotation, cellular component: plasma membrane. Gene Ontology annotation, biological process: potassium ion import across plasma membrane; regulation of monoatomic ion transmembrane transport.
GUUCUGUGGAAGUUCCCUGGUCUGGGGGACACGGGCAGCUCCUCUCCCACCUCCCCUCUGCAGGCACCUGCACUGGGUAAGGCACAAGGAGAAAUGUAAGAGUGCAGCUCUGGGAAUUCACCUCUCUGGCAGAAGUCCCGUGGACCUACCCCAGCACUGAGCCCUGUGAGCAGCGGGGAUGUUCAGCUACCUCCGGGAACGCUUCACCAGCCACCUCCGGGAGCGCAGCCGGCGCCGGGCCAGGCUCGUCUCCAAGGAUGGGAGGUGCAACAUCGAGUUUGGCAACGUGGAACAGUCCAGAUUUGUCUUCUUGAUCGACAUAUGGACAACCAUCCUGGACCUCAGGUGGAGGUACAAGAUGACCAUCUUCAUCUCGGCCUUCCUGGGCAGCUGGUUCCUGUUCGGGCUGCUCUGGUACGUCGUGGCCUACAUCCACAAAGACCUGCCUGAGUUCAACCCCUCCAUCAACCACACCCCCUGUGUGGAGAACAUCAAUGGCCUCACCUCAGCCUUCCUCUUCUCCCUGGAGACUCAGGUGACCAUAGGCUACGGCUUCAGGUGUGUCACAGAGCAGUGUGCCACUGCCAUCUUCCUGCUCAUCUUCCAGUCCAUCCUGGGAGUCAUCAUCAAUUCCUUCAUGUGUGGGGCCAUUCUGGCCAAGAUCUCCAGGUCCAAAAACCGGGCCAAGACCAUUACAUUCAGCAAGAACGCCGUCAUCAGCAAGCGUGGGGGGAAGCUGUGCCUCCUGAUCCGCGUGGCCAACCUCCGGAAGAGCCUGCUGAUCGGGAGCCACAUCUAUGGGAAGCUGUUGAAGACCACCAUCACCCCCGAGGGGGAGACCAUCAUCCUGGACCAGGUCAACAUCGAAUUCGUGGUGGAUGCUGGCAACGAGAAUCUCUUCUUCAUCUCGCCACUCACCAUUUACCACAUCAUAGACAAGAACAGCCCCUUCUUCCACAUGGCAGCAGAAACCCUCCUGCAGCAGGACUUUGAGCUGGUGGUGUUUUUGGAUGGCACCGUGGAGGCCACCAGUGCCACCUGCCAGGUGAGGACAUCCUAUAUCCCUGAGGAGGUGCUCUGGGGGUACCGCUUCGCUCCCAUGGUGUCCAAGACCAAAGAAGGGAAAUACAGAGUGGACUUCCAGAACUUCAGCAAGACAGUGGCCGUGGACACUCCCCACUGUGCCUUCUGUCUCACCAAUGAGAAGGAAGCCAAAGCCAAAGAGAAGAAAGGUUAUGACAAUCCUGGCUUUGUCUUGUCUGAAGUCAGUGAAACCAGCGACACAAAAAUGUAGUGCCAGGUAUUUGUGGGACUGAGUUUUCAGAGAGAAUUCAGUCUUGAGAAUUAAUAAAUAACUCAGUAAAACAAAACAGGAACACAGGUCUGGGUUUGCUCUAACCCAGCAUUUGUUUUCUCAAAAGCCUCCAAUCAAAGAGGAGCAGCAUACCAGUGAUCACUAUUUAACUACACUACUUAUAUUUCAUAGAAUUUAUAUUUUUAUAUCUAUGGGACAUUUAAUGAAGCUGCUAUGUUGGAAUGUCCAACUCACUGAAGUUUCCAGGGGCAUGCAAAGGUGUUAAAAAGUCUGAAAAGGUGGAAAGAAAUUUUAGGACAUAAAGAUACACAGCUGCUGGAAUGAGAACGUGAAAAGGAGAGACAGAAGGCAAAGCUAAAGAAACCUAAGGGACUUAGGAGCCAAAACCUCAAAAAAAAGUCUAUUUCUGGCUGUCAAAGUCCUCUAUGAAAACAGACUCUGGCUCUGCAUCUUGGGCACUUUUGAAUGUUCUGAAACAAUUCCUUCCCUCAUUCUUUGGGGCUGGUACAGCUGCAGGACAGAGCAGUAGAGGAUGGGACAAGUUUAGGAAAUAGAGAAGACAGAGCUUGGACCAAGCUGCUGCAUCUCCAACUCCAAAAUGUGACUUGUCCCCUCUGAAAGCCUUUGACUCCUUUCAGGGAAAAAGAUCCAAAUGGAAAGGAAAACUGAAAAACCAAGGAGAAGCAGAGCCACUCUGGGCCAAGAGGAAUUUGGCAGCUUAUUCCCAACUGUCCCAGCCCUCAGCUCUUCACUGCCCCAGGAGCUGCCUGGCUGGGGAAUAGGGAAACAUUUGAAGACCACUCUCCAGAAAGGUGGGGAGGUGGAGAACACGUUGAUUCAUUCACACCUGGCAGAAAGCGCUCCACUGGGAGGAGAGAGGAAAUUCCCAGCUCUGGAUGUAUCCUUCCAAAAAAUCCCCAAUGCAAACAGAGAUUAUCUUCCCCUUUGUAGCACGAAGGUCUUGUUCAAACAAAAACACAGCCCAGGAGCCUCCUACCAACAUUUUGGCUUCAGAUUUCGUUCCAAACUGUUCAUCUGCCCACAGCCAAACAUGCAUCCCUACAGGAAACAAGUCCUGCUCGGUGGGAACUGAGUCGUGCUGAACAUUUUCUGGGGAUGAUUUUUGACAUUGAAGCUUCAAAUGCAACAAGAAGUUUCAAUACUUUUUUAGUGAAUUUCUACUUUCUACUUCCUCGCAGGCAAUUUUUUCCCCUCAGUUCAUUCUGUUACUGAGAGUUCUAGUGGCAGACCAAAGAAUUUUUGGGAGCUCUUCCCAGUGAUGUAACUUGGCUCAUCAAUUUUCAAUGCUGUGGUAAAAUGGAAAUAGUGUUAAAAGCUGCUGGAUUAAGUGGUUCUAAAAGAAGGGGAGAACUCAGCAGGUCAGAUGAUGACUAGAGAAAGUUGUGCUCCAAAUGAGCAUGGUGUGAGUAUGGAAAUCAAACUCUGGGAACCAGGAGUGUUCAGGUCUCAGUCCCAGUGUGGUGUGAACUCCUCUCUUGGGUCAGAACAAAUCACUUUACUCUGCAUCUCCAAUUUACCAUCUGUAACCUGGGACAUAACCACUGACAUUGUACAGAGAACAACGUUAUGAACAGUUAUGUCACUAAAGCACUUUAAAGCCAAUGCUCAGCUGUGUCAAUCUUUCCUCAGUGCACCGCUGCCACACCCUUCUCCACUUCUGGGUGGAAAGGUCAGCACACCAAGUUCUGCUCUCAUCACACAUCAGAGCUACCAAAAGUGGCUGCACUAGGGCCAGAACUGUGAAUAGAGAAGCAGGAGUGAGACUUUUGAGGUAACUCACAGAUACUGUCAGAUAUUUUAAUUGUACUGCUUUUGCAACCUUGCAAACCAAGUGUGAAAAAUAUUUUACAGUCUCGGUCACCACAGCACCUGAACCUUCAGCCUUAGUGCCCCUCAGAUUAUCAGCUUGGAAGGACAGUUUUGAUCCCCCAAAACAAACAUCAAGAGAUCAGUGGCCAUGCACAGAAAUCUCAGAGGCAGCAGGGAAGGGAAAUGAUGUGUCCGGAGUCCCAGACUGGUCUGAACCAAAAGGCUGCUCCAUCCUUCCAGAGCUGCUGCUGCAUUUCCUCCUGAGGCUUCCUGUACAGUUCCCUGGGGGUAAUGUCCCCAGAAAGUGGCACUGUCAGUGCUCAAGGCUUGCAAGCUACACCUCUUACCCCUGGGAGAAGAGACGCAUGAAGAUGCCUUUAAUAGAAGCAGAAAAGUGUCCCCACUGGACAAGGGAAACCCACUCGGAAGGUCAAACCCAGCUGUGCAAUGAGGAGCCAGGGAAGAGUCCUGCUUUAAGCACUGGUUUGGGAUGUUAGUGCUGGUGGGGAAAAGAAAUGAAAUGCUCUGCAGUGCCUGUCCAAGGGGUGGUGCACACCCUCCGAAGCCUAGGGGGUCCUGAAACAAUGUACUUUUGAGGAAAGCCAUCUCAAAAUCCUAAACUUCAACGUUCUUCCCGACCCAGAGGUGGAACCUUUUGCCCUGUUUGCAGCAUGAGCAUGAGGAUGUGUUGUUCCAUUUCUAGAGGUACGAGGUGCUACCACAGCUCCUGAUCCCCGGCAGGGGUGGCUGCCUGGUGUUCCCUCUCUUGACAGCCACACCUGCCUUGGAACCUGCAACACAAGGAAACUGCAGCAGGGGAAGGGCGACUGUGUCCUUUCGCACAUUUUGGUGUUACUGGAGGGGAUCCAGGACCAGAGGAAAUUCAAGGGGAUGGAUCCAAAGCUGACAGGGCCAUGGCUGAGCUAUCAGGCUCCCUUAGAGCAGGAUCAUACUGGGAGCUGAGUGGGAAUCCCGGAGUGAGCCUCCCGCUGGUUGUCACCCCAGGAAGCCCUGGCAGCCCCGAAGCAGCAGCAGAUAGAGCUGAGGCAGAGCCCAGCAGCAGCACAACAAUGAGUGGAAUUUCCUCUGGCUGUCCAGGGAGAGCUGUUUGUCACCCGGCAGAUAAAGGCCGGGCCGGGAAGGAGGUUAUCGGGGACAGGCCACUCAGGACAGACUCCAGAGGAAAGCUAUUCUGGGGGCUGUCACCCCUGCUGCCAUUAAAAGAAAGUUCAGUUAAGAGGAUGAAAAUAAAUUUAAUCUUGCUGAGCAGAAGUGGCUGGAGGGAACCACAGAGCCGAUACUGGAAGACAAAGGCCGGGUUCCUCACCCCGCAAGGCUUUGCUUGUGCAGCUCUGCCCCAGCCUCGCAGGCCCCCUCUCCCUCCCGUCCUGCCUUAGGCCUUUCCACAGGCUGGGGCACACCGCGGAGGCCACAGCCUGGGCCAAACCCUGCGAAGGUCUGAGGAGAAAGUCCUGCCCCUUCAGGAGAGCAAUCAGACCCUUCCUGCUGGAUUAAGGCCUAAAGGAUUUCGCUGGGAAAGCCAAGCAGCCAGGCUUGGGAAUAAUGUGUCUGCACUAAACUUAAUUUAUCUUCUCAUUUCACAAACAACAUGUUUCUUCUACUGUAUUUAUUUUAAACAUUCAUUCAAGCUGUGCAUAAUAUUUCAAUCAUUUUGAAAUAGAUUUACCCUCCUGCUGGCAAAUGAAUAAGGCAUCCUGCUGACUGCUGGAGAAAGGGCCAUGAAUUAAAAUAACUGCUUUUGGUAAACUGA